AUGGAUCAAUUUACAGUUAAUGAGAGCAGCGCAAGUAAUAAUACCACAAACGGUGGUGGAAGUGGAGAUAAUAAUUCAUCGUCUGACAAUGAAUUGGAGAAGAAUUCAGCAUUUCAUUUGCACGGUCUUUCAAAAGAUGUAGAUGAAAGCGAUGGUGAAGCUCACAGUGACGAUGAAGAUGAAGACGAGAGUGUCGAUUCCUCACCUUUGGAUCAUGACAAAGGCAAAAACAAGUCAAUUCACAACCAAACCUUGAAUCGUAACAAUAACAGCAGUAACAGCAGCACCCCUUCAACAAAACAUAAUAGAUCUGGUUCAACUACUACCACCACCACCACCACAACUACAACUCCACCAUUAUCCCAUACUCACAAUAAUCAUAGCAAUUCAGCCAACAACACAAACAACAUCGAUGUUCCAUUGUCGAGAAUCUUUAUUAUUUGCGGUAAAGACAUUAGCGAAGCACAAUUAACCAAGGUUUUCAAAAAAUUUGGAACUAUCGAGAGUUGUAAGUUGGUCAUUGACAAAGAAACCAAUGAAUCUAAAGGAUUAGCAUACAUCAAAUACCAAAAGGCAUCUUCAGCUGCACUGGCCAUCGAGAGCAUGAAUGGAACAACUAUUCCCGAAAAUGAAUCGACACCACUCAAGGUAAUGAUUGCUGAGGCCAAGGGACAGAAAACAAAGACGCCUGUAUCCACUGACCCAGAAGAUUUCCCACCAAACUCUCGUCUCUUUGUCAUUUGCAGAAAAGAUACUAGUGAAGCCGAUCUGACCAAUCGUUUCAAGCAAUUUGGUAACCUCGAACAUGUAAAAAUCGUGAGAGAAAGAGAUACCAACGAGUCAAAAGGGUGUGCCUUUGUAAAAUUCUCAAAGAGUUCCACUGCUGCAUUGGCCAUGGAAUCAAUUAACGAAUCCGAUGAUAAAUCAACAAAAGCAAUCAUUGCUCAACCAAAAGUUAAAUAUCACAAACAAAAUGAAUCAAUACAUAUGGUUCAAUUCCCAAUGAUGGGACCCAAUCCAUAUCCAUUCCAAACGGAAUUUUCAAAUCCCUAUGGCCUCUUCCCAACUCUCACAAGACAACGUUUGUUUGUUGUUUGCCAUAAAUCGGUAACCCAAGAGGGAUUAUAUAAACUUUUUUCAAGAUAUCCAGGAAUGGAAUAUUGUGAUCUUAAAAAAGAUAAAGUGUCAAACAAAUCCAAAGGUUUUGCCUAUGUCAACUACAGCACUCCACAGGCAGCUCUAUUGGCUAAAAAUGAAUUGAAUGGAAUCAAAUACCCACCAGGUUACUCUCUCAAAGUCGUAUUUGCUGAGCCACUUGGUAUCAAACAAAACCCAACUCCUGUUAUCGAUCCAAUCUCUUCAAUCCAAACAAGUUUUGCUCAAAUGCCAUUUAUUGCGAGAAGAAACUCUAGCAAUGACACAAGAAAGAGACAAAAAAUUUAA
Molecule: messenger RNA, 1443 nt
Organism: Heterostelium album PN500
Lineage: Eukaryota; Evosea; Eumycetozoa; Acytosteliales; Acytosteliaceae
Exons: 4
Coding region: 1-1443 (480 amino acids)
Cellular component (GO): ribonucleoprotein complex
Molecular function (GO): RNA binding
Source: RefSeq, a predicted model, not a curated record